AUGCAAAGGGGAAGGCAACCAUCUCAAUCAUCUCAACGUUCUUCAAGGCAACAAUCUCAAUCAUCUCAGCAUUCUUUUAAGACACAAUUUCCUACUUAUAUACGUCUGUAUAUUGAGGACAUAGUAGAUGUUGUGGUGGAUGGAAAUUGUGGGUUUCGUACAAUUGCAGCAUUGCUAGGUUGGACCGAAGAAUCUUGGGCUUUAGUUCGAUCACAAUUGGAUAAAGAGAUUGGUCUACAUAAAGAUGUUUAUUCUAAUGUUUUUGAUGACAAUGUUGAAUCAGUGCGCAACUCAUUGAAAAUAUCAAAAUUGGGUGCUCAAGGAAAAGAUAAGUGGAUGUCUUUACCAGACUUGGGUUACGUGAUAGCAACACUAUAUAAUGUCAUAUUGGUGUCGUUGUCUCGUAAUCUGAAUAUGACAUUUUUCCCGCUAAACAAAUCACCAUCGAAAGAGACCUUUGUUCACUCUUUACUAGCAAUUGGAUUUGUUAACGAGAAUCAUUGGGUACAGAUCAAAUUGAAGUCUGAUUGUCCUUUGCCACCUACGUCACAAAAAUGGAAAGACUUUUGUAGUGACACAACAAAGAGUUGGGAAGUAGCUUAUAUGCAGCACGUAUGA
Cicer arietinum (chickpea) is the source of this 618-nucleotide messenger RNA. NCBI's taxonomy places the organism in Eukaryota, Viridiplantae, Streptophyta, Magnoliopsida, Fabales, Fabaceae. The record is from RefSeq and is a predicted model, not a curated record.